Molecule: messenger RNA, 1071 nt
Organism: Emiliania huxleyi CCMP1516
Lineage: Eukaryota; Haptophyta; Isochrysidales; Noelaerhabdaceae
Exons: 3
Coding region: 1-1071 (356 amino acids)
Source: RefSeq, a predicted model, not a curated record
AUGUGGUGCGCCGCCGCCGGGCUUCACGUUAUCGCCAUGCCACGCGAGCGCAACACCCUGCCGUCGCUGCCAAAGCUCGGACUCGGCACCGCAGCCAUCGGGCGCCCAGGCUACAUCAACCUCGGCCGAGAUGCCGAUCUGCGCGACCGCGAUGAGCGGACGCGGGAGUUUAUGCGUGAGAAUGCGCACCAUGUGCUCGACGAGGCCGUCAGACUUGGGCUGCGGUACGUCGACUGCGCACGCUCUUACGGCGAUGCGGAGUCGUUUGUCGCCUCCUGGCUCGCGCAAUCGGGCGCAGCGACGAGCGGCGUCGUCGUGGGCAGCAAGUGGGGCUACGAGUACACCGCAAACUGGCGGGUCGAAGUCGGCGCGGGAGAGGCGCACGAGGUGAAGUACCACACGGCGGCGCAGCUCGCGAAGCAGCUCGCCGAGUCUCGCGAGAACCUGCCUUCGCUCGCGCUCUACCAGAUCCACUCUGCGACCGAGGCGUCGGGCGUGCUUGAGAACGAGGAGGUCCUCGACGCGCUCGCCGCGCUGCGCGACAGCGGCGUGGUCUGCGGAGUCUCGCGAGGGAGCGAUCCCGCCAUCGCCCGCGCCAGCCACGAGGCGUUGCAGACCUGUAGGCCGUCCAUCCGCCGCGCGAUCGAAGUGGCGCGGGGCGGCGGGCCGCUCUUCGGGUCGGUGCAGGCUACCUUCAACCUUCUCGACCAGUCUGCCGCUGCGGAGCUCGCGGCGGCGCACGAGGCGGGCAUGUGCGUCAUCGUCAAGGAGGCGCUGGCCAACGGACGCCUCACCGAGCGCGCGCCCGACUCGGACAAGCUCGCGCUGCUGAGGGAGGAGGCGGCGGCGCUCGGCACCGGCGUCGACGCGCUGGCGCUGGCGUGGGUGAUCUCGCACCCGUGGGUCACGGUGUGCCUCUCCGGCGCGAGCACCGUCGAACAGCUACGGUCGAAUGCCGACGCGCUGCGCAUCGCGCCGCUCGAUCCCGCGUUGCACGCGCGGCUCUCGGCGGCGGUGCGGCAGGAGUGCGACGAGUAUUGGGAGGACCGCAAGGCGCUGCAGUGGAAUUGA